AUGGUGAAAUACGUUGAGUUAGCAAAGCUGACGGGGAAGAUCCGGAAUCAGCGCGAUGAACUGUAUCAAAAGGACUGGAGCAAAUUUAUAUUGUAUAUGAAAGAAUAUUAUAAAUAUCUGAAAACAUUUGUAGCUCAUGAUGAAGGCACUCCUGAGCACAUGCCUCCUCUUGCCCCUGCUUUCUUCAGUAAUCUUUUGUUCCUGUCCUCAGCAUUACCUCUGUACUGCAGACACGUGUAUAACAGUACUGGACUGACAUAUGUUCACUAUGUAAAAAAACCUUGUAACUUGCAAGAAGAUUCCUGUGUUGCCAGUGUUCUGCGUACAAAUAUAGUGAAAUUCCAAGAGGAACUUUUGAAUAAAUGCUCGUCAUCCAGAUACUGUUCCCCAGGCCAUUACAGCUUCACUGCAGGGGAUGGUAAAUUCUUUCAGAUGAAGAAGCACUGCUGCAGGACUAAAAUGUGUAACAAUGCACUUCUCAGCCUCCCUGAUCGCAACAUGCUGGCUGAAAAUGGUUUGCAGUGCCCAUCCUGCUUUUCCAAAGGAACAAUAAUGUGUAAAAGUGAGAAGACCAUCAACUGCCUUGAGAAUGAGACCCAGUGUAUUCAAUCCAAAGUAGCUCUUCUUAUCGGUGCACUUCGGCCCCACAGUUUCACUUUCCGAGGUUGUGGAACAACAGAUUUUUGUGCCAUCGGGAAAAGGCAAAGAAAAAUAACCGGAGAUGGGUACUAUAUCCUUUCUGUUACCCAAGAAAGUUGUUACAAUGCUUCAAAAAUCUCACACCAGCCUGAACAUGAAGAGUGAAUGGGACCGUGUAGACCUCCUCCUUGUGUAUUCCAAAAUCUAUGGCAAUAAGGGGGAAUUCGAGGCCUAGUGUUGA
This is a messenger RNA of Podarcis raffonei (Aeolian wall lizard), 880 nucleotides long. Its product is annotated as phospholipase A2 inhibitor and Ly6/PLAUR domain-containing protein-like. Bases 1 to 804 code for a protein of 267 amino acids. The transcript is spliced from 6 exons. NCBI's taxonomy places the organism in Eukaryota, Metazoa, Chordata, Lepidosauria, Squamata, Lacertidae. The record is from RefSeq and is a predicted model, not a curated record.